CCCAGAGUGGGACAGGAACUGAAGGAAAAUAAAUUCUUCUGUUUUUCAUUCUGAGAGGAGAAUAACGUGCCAUGGCAUCAAAAAUGGCAUUUUCCAUCGUUUGGAUGUUGAUGCUAUUCUGGCAUUGUCCAAUCCUUACCUACCGGCCAACUGAACAUGGGGUGGAAGAUCCAAAGAUCAGAAGGGACCACACGGAGCAGGACUACCAUCGUGAUGCCAGGAGCAGAGAGUGUCGCCGUUGCUGCGACCCGCAAGAGUCUGCCAGCCAGCAAUACCCUCAGUACCAGAUUGCACCUCAGAUUAACAUGACCAUAUUGAAAGGUGAGAAAGGUGAGGUUGGCGGAAGGGGGGCUUACGGUAAACCCGGCAGAACAGGUCAGACGGGCCCACCGGGUUCUACUGGGAUAAAAGGAAGCAAAGGUAGCAUGGGGAUUCCUGGGGAGCCCUGCAAGAGCUACUUUGCCGCUUUUUCAGUGGGCCGCAAGAAGGGUCUGCACUCUAACGACUAUUACCAGACACUGACAUUUGACACCGAGAUCGUAAAUCUUUACGGACACUUCAACAUGUUUUCGGGUAAGUUUUACUGCUAUGUGCCGGGGAUUUACUACUUCAGUCUGAAUGUGCACACGUGGAAUCGGAAGGAGACUUACCUUCACGUGAUGCACAAUGAGAAGGAAGUCGUGGUCCUUUACGCGCAAGUCAGUGAUCGCUCCAUCAUGCAAAGCCAAAGUCUGAUGUUGGAACUUGAGAGAGGUGAUCAGGUCUGGGUCAGACUUUAUAAAGGAGAACGUGAGAACGCCAUAUUCAGUGACGAAUUUGACGUUUAUAUCACAUUCAACGGACAUCUGAUUAAACACAAAGAUGAGCUGUAGAUAGCAAAGCGGCAAGAUUUGAAUGUUUUUUUUUACUGGUACUCAUGGUGGUGAAAUAUUAUGAGCAGAACCGGUUCGGUUUCUCAUCAUGUUUCUCAUCACUCUAGAAUGUUUAGACAGUGGUGGUACCGAAGUAUACGGGUCUUUUUUAAAUUUCAUUUUAACAUUUUGUUGAAUGACAAAGAUGACAGUGCUUGGUUUUGAGACUCCAGGACCAUAAUAACAGUAAUGAGAAUAAAUAAUGACCAGUAAGUGCCCUUAUCUGCUCAAACUAUACAAACUAUAUAUUAAAGUAAGGGGCAUAACUUUGCAUUUGUUGUUCAUUCAUUCAUCUUCCGAGCCGCUCGAUCCUCACUAGGGUCGCAGGGGGUGCUGGAGCCUAUCCCAGCUGUCUUUGGGCAGCAGGCGGGGGACACCCUGAAUUGGUUGCCAGCCAAUCACAGGGCACACAGAGACGAACAACCAUUUGCACUCACACUCACACCUAGGGACAAUUUUAGAGUGUUCAAUCAGCCUGCUAUGCAUGUUUUUGGAAUGUGGGAGGAAACCGGAGCACCCGGAGAAAACCCACGCAGGCCCGGGGAGAACAUGCAAACUCCACACAGGGAGGCCGGAGCUGGAAUCGAACCCGGUACCUCUGCACUGUGAAGCCCACGUGCUAACCACUGGACUACCGGGCCGCCCUCAUUUGUUGUUCACAAUGAAAAAAUAUUGUUGAAUAACACGAUGUAUCAAAUGUUUCACGGUAUCAUUAACAACUACUGUAGUAUUAUUCUAAACUCUGUGUCAAUGGAAAGACUCCGCACUUCAUUUAUUUUGAGAAAAGCUGACAAUAAAUGUGAAAAGUCUACCAACAACAUCAUAAA
Messenger RNA from Hippocampus zosterae (dwarf seahorse), 1738 nucleotides. It is a transcript of the gene c1qtnf1, whose product is annotated as C1q and TNF related 1. Gene Ontology annotation, molecular function: protein binding. NCBI's taxonomy places the organism in Eukaryota, Metazoa, Chordata, Actinopteri, Syngnathiformes, Syngnathidae. The transcript is spliced from 4 exons. The record is from RefSeq and is a predicted model, not a curated record. The coding region runs from base 72 to 872 and encodes 266 amino acids.